Messenger RNA from Vombatus ursinus (common wombat), 3730 nucleotides. It is a transcript of the gene MMP27, whose product is annotated as matrix metallopeptidase 27. Gene Ontology annotation, cellular component: extracellular matrix. Lineage: Eukaryota; Metazoa; Chordata; Mammalia; Diprotodontia; Vombatidae. The transcript has 10 exons. The coding region runs from base 36 to 1574 and encodes 512 amino acids. Gene Ontology annotation, molecular function: zinc ion binding; metalloendopeptidase activity. Gene Ontology annotation, biological process: extracellular matrix organization; proteolysis; collagen catabolic process. The record is from RefSeq and is a predicted model, not a curated record.
UCCUGCAAAAACAAGGCACAGAAGUGGGGACCAAGAUGAAGAUCUUGCCCUUCCUCUGCUUGUUCUCUCUAGCGUCCUCUUCUGCUUUUCCUGCAGAUCCCAAGAGGGAGCAUGAAGAAAGCAGGCAGCUUGCUCAGGCAUAUUUAGGACAGUUCUAUACACUUGAAACAGAAGGGAGUCAUCUUGUUCAAAACAAGAGCAACGUAUCCUUAGAUGGAAAACUCCGGGAAAUGCAAGCAUUUUUUGGAUUGACAGUGACUGGGAGACUUGACUCUAACACCCUUGAGACCAUGAAACAGCCCAGAUGUGGGAUGCCUGAUGUGGGUCAAUAUGGCUAUAUUCUACCUGGGUGGAGAAAACACAGCCUCACAUAUAGGAUAUUGAACUAUACUCCUGAUAUGGAAAAUUCUGAUGUGGAUGAAGCCAUCCAAAAAGCUCUGGAAGUGUGGAGCAAGGUGACCCCACUAACAUUCACCAGGAUUUCCAAAGGCAUUGCUGACAUCAUGGUUGCUUUUAGGACCAGAGCCCAUGGUAAAUGUCCGCGGCAAUUUGAUGGUCCACUAGGAGUGCUGGGCCAUGCUUUUCCUCCUGGCUGGGGAAUUGGUGGAGAUACCCACUUUGAUGAAGAUGAAAAUUGGACCAAAGAUUCAAGUGGAUUCAAUUUGUUUCUUGUAGCUGCUCAUGAGUUUGGCCAUUCCCUGGGCCUCUCUCAUUCCAACGAUCCAAGUGCCUUGAUGUUCCCAAAUUACGCCUUCACUGAUCUCAGCAAAUCUCCCCUUUCUCAGGAUGAUAUCAAGGGCAUUCAGGCCAUCUAUGGAUCCUCACCUAAGGUAUCUGCUAAGCCAAAGAGACCCACUAUCCCCCAAGCCUGUGACCCUAAUUUGACUUUCGAUGCUGUCACCACCUUCCGUAGAGAAGUAAUGUUCUUUAAAGACAGGCAUUUGUGGAGAAUUUAUCUUGAAGUCUCAGGAGUUGAAUUUGAAUUAAUCUCUUCAUUUUGGCCAUCUCUACCAGAUGGUAUUCAAGCUGCAUAUGAAAAUAACAGGGAUGAAACUCUGAUUUUUAAAGAUGGACAUUUCUGGAUCAUCAGUUCAAAUGCCAUUCUGCCAGGUUAUCCCAAACCCAUCUACAACCUUGGCUUUUCAAGGCGCACACAAAAGAUAGAUGCUGCUCUCUUUAACAGGAACACAGGAAAAACCUAUUUCUUUGUUGAAGAUAAGUACUGGAGAUAUGAUGAAAUAAACCAAACCAUGGAAAAAGGUUACCCUAGACGAAUAUCAGGACUCUUUCCAGGAAUUGGCCUCCCAGUUGAUGCUGCAUUCCAGUAUAAGAGAUUCUUCUAUUUCUUCAGUGGGACAAAACAAUUUGAGUUUAACCCUUAUACCAAGAAUAUUACUCGAGUUUUGGAGGCCAACAGCUGGUUCAAGUGUCAAAAAACAUUCAACUCAUCACCUUAUUAUGGUUUUAGCCAGGAAAACAAUUCAAAUUCAAAAUCAAUGCAAGUGAUUUCUCAACAGAGUUUUAUAUUAGUUAUUUACUGUAUCACUUAUCUGCUGACAGAAAUCUACAGUUGAUGGAAGAGUUGUCAAAUAAUAGAUGGGGAAGGGAUUUCAAAAAGUCAUCAAUUCUAGACUUGUGCCCCAAAAUAUUCCUGAAUCAUUCCUGAUGGAUAGCCAUAAAUCCUUUCCUUAAAGACUAAGGAUGGUGACUCUACGUCCUUUGGGAGUUACCAGGUUCAGUGUUUUAUUAUGCUUACUGUUAAGUUGUUCUUAAAUCUCCCAUAUGACAAUCCCAGUACUUUGUUGGCAUAAAGAAGACUCGAGUAAGUGACUAAUAAUGACCAAAUACUAACAACAUUUAUUAAGCAAAACUCAGAAUUGUUUUUCAACUAGAUCAAAUAACCCCAAUCUAACUAUAACUUACAUGUGUUAAAACUGAGUAAUAUGCAAAUUGCAAGCGUGUGUACAUGAACAAUAGAUAUUUGAUUUGAGGCAUGUGAAUGUGAAGAGUGUCCUUUCUCAUAUUUAUCAUUUCUCUUAUAAACCAUAUUCUUGGAUACCCUUCAAAUUCUAAUAAUAACUGACGUUCAUAGAGUGCUCUAAAGUUGAAAGUUGCAAAGUGCUUUACAUAUAUUUUAUCACUUGAACCUCAUGAUAACCCUAUGAGAUAGGUACUACAGGUAUUAUCAUCCCUAUUUUAUGAUGAGAAAAUGGAGGUUCAGAAAAUUUAAGUGACGACCAAAAUCACACAACUGGUUAACCAGCAGAGGCAAGAUUUCAACUGUGGUCCUUCUGAUUCUACAUCUAGCAUUUUUUUGCCCUCUAUCACACAAAUUUCUACAGCAAGUUCUCUAUCUCUAGCAUUUAUUUUUUCAUACUAUUAGUCACCAACCUAAAUUCUAGUUCUUUUCUUAGUAGCAAAGCUCUCAAUGCAUUAUCUUGGAAGAUGUGAGAAUCUCAUUCUCAUUUAAUGUUAAUUGGGUGUGGAUAUAGGAACUACAAACCACUAGAGACAGUACAGAAACUGAAAAAUGUCACAGGUGCUAUAUACAUUUUCACGAGACUCAUUCUUACUUCUUCUCUAAAUAGUUAUUUUCCCUGAGACCAGAAUUUUUCCAACUACCAAAGACAUUUUAGUGAGUUCCAUGUAAAUAUACAUAACUCACAUUUCUGCAUAGCUGAACAGGUUGAUAGAAUAUAUUCCUUACUACAACCAUGUAAGGUAGGUAGUGGAAAUGUAGUUAUUCCCAUUUUACUAAGAAGGAAUAAGGAAACUGAGUCUCAAAAUGGUGAAGUGACUAGUCAAAGUGAGAAACCAGGCCUUGAACCCAGAUUUUUUUAGUAGAAAUUCACUAUUCAUUAUGCCGCACUGCUGCCUAUAAAACUUUGCACCACCUGCGAAGUGAAAAAUGUUUUUAUAAACAUAAUGUCUCUCUUAUUAGGCACUCAAUAAAUAUUUGUUGAAUGAGUGGUUUUGUUUUUGUUAUCAUGGAAUGGGGAAGGGAGAGAGGGAGAGAGACUUACAGACUCAAUAAAAGAACAUGAAUGUAGAUGAAUGUAGAGUUGGAAAGAAUCACAGAUGUCAUUUUGUAUAACCUCAUUUUAUAGCUAAGGAACUGAGGCUCAAGGAGACUAAUCAUCUGAAGGUCCUCUGACUUUAACUCAGUACUUUUCCCAGCAAACUGUACUCUUUUCCACAUAUAGGUGUUACUAUCCCCAAAGCUAAUUAAUCUGGUGAGUAUCUGAAAUUCCAGGCAGCUAUUCUUAACUUUAAAGAAAGAGAAUCUUCAUAGGAAAUAUCAAGAAUGAUACAAGAGGGUCAAUCUCUUGGAAUAUUAGAGGAUCACACAUUAAGAGCUAGAAGAAACCUUGGAGUUCAUCUUGUCCAAAAUCUCUCAUUUUUCUGAUUAGAAAACAGACCCAGAGAGCUUAAAAGACUUAGCCAAUGUCACAGAGGGAGUAAUUGGCAGAGCCAGUAUUGGUACCCAGGUUCUCAGACUUUAAAUCCCUCCUUCUUUCCCCUUUACCACUCUGACUCCUACUAUUUAUUUCUGCUAAAAAUCCAGACAUAUCACUGCAGAUUUCUAAUAUAGAUCUAAAUAUUAGAACAAUUAGAAUGGCAGGUGGAAUAGUAGAUAAAUCAUUGAGCCUGCAGUCAUAAAGACCUUAGUUUAACUAUGACCUCAGAUAUUUACUAGCUGUGUGACCUUGGGUAAAUUACUUAAAUUCUA